CGCAGACAUCGCCUUCAAGCAAAGGGAUUUAGAUAUGGCUUCCAAUUUCCCAUAGGAAAGAGGGACUAAUCAUAAGGCGAACUCAAUACCCGCUCAGUUGUGACGUCAGAAUGGAGGAAAAAAUGUUGUUGUUUAGCAGAGCCAUCUGUAAAGUAGAACUUGAACUGUAGGUGAAACACGCAAUCGACCCGUUCCUCGUUUUAGUACGCGAGUUUGUUGUCAAAUGCCAAGUGGCAGGUCAGAGGGAAGAAGAAGACUAGAUCGAAUGGCGAUUUUGUGUUACUUGGCUUGGCUGCUCCCGCGUUCCCCUUAGUCAUUAGACCUCAAUUCAAUUAGCUGUAAAUAGGCUGUAUCGGGCUAAACAUCCGGCCUCGUCCCAAUUAACUUGCGUGUCGUGUGUGUCGCCCAGUCGGGCGGUGUGGGAUUUGUUUGCGUGAUUCGUCGACAGUCCUAACAUUUUUUUUCCCACUAUCCUUUAUCCGUUUUCGCUCUGUGUUUUUUUUUACAAGCAUUUAGUAAAAUGCGUUACAUCAGUGGCAGCCCCUUUGUCAAACGGUGAUAUUUUCAGAUGAAACAAUGGAAUUCCGCCCAUCCUGCAGCCUCUUCAUUUGUUUGUUGACUCACUUUUCCCAAACUGUUUACUUUAGUGUGGGUCAGGGAGGGGAUAGAGCACUAAAGCUCUUACUCAACCUCUCCCUACUGUGAAAAGAGAUUUACCAGAACUCAGCUCUCUAUCUGUUUCUUGUUCUUGUUGCAAAAUUCAUUCCCCUCUGCCCCUGGUGUCCAGUAGUGUUGAAAUUCCUUUUCCGUCUGAUACCCUAAUGGGAUGUCUGCUCUGUCCCUGUUGCCAGUCAGUGUUACCAUAAUAGAAUUAUGGCUUCAAUAAGGCUUCUCUGGGAAGUUUUUCAAUGUGAUCAGUACAGUCCAAGACCUAGAGCCCAAGUUUCAUGUGCCAAAGAAUCAGUGAAUUCAGGUCUAUUUGUCGUUUUCAUCAUGUUGAUUAAAGAAUAUAGAAUACCGUUGCCUCUUACUGUCGAAGAGUACAGGAUUGCCCAACUCUACAUGAUAGCUAAAAAGAGUAGAGAAGAGAGCUGCGGUGAAGGGAGCGGUGUGGAAAUUUUAGUCAAUGAACCCUACACAGAAGGCCCCGGUGGGUCUGGACAAUAUACUCACAAGAUCUUCCAUGUCGGCAGUCACCUGCCUGGUUGGCUCAAGGCUCUUUUGCCCAAAUCUGCCUUCAUCGUGGAGGAGAAGGCCUGGAAUGCCUACCCCUACACCAGAACUCGCUACACCUGCCCUUUUAUUGAGAAAUUUAGUCUGGACAUAGAGACGGUGUACCGCGAAGACUGCGGCGAUAUAGACAACGUCUUCAAACUCAGUAACUCAGAGCUUAACGAACGAGCUGUCGAUUUGAUUGACGUAGUGAAAGAUCAACUACCCACAGCUAGUGAUUACAUCAAAGAAGAAGAUCCGUGCGUCUACGUUAGCCGCAAAACGGGCAGGGGGCCUUUGAGCGAUUCUUGGAUUCAAGACUAUUGGCGCGAAUGCAAGGGUCAAAAAUUACCUCUGUCGAAUGGCAAGGCAAUCAUGUGCGCCUACAAACUAUGCCGAGUUGAAUUCAAGUACUGGGGAAUGCAGGCCAAGAUCGAACGCUUCAUCCACGACAUUGCUCUAAGGAAAACGAUGGUUCGAGCUCACAGACAGGCGUGGACUUGGCAGGAUGAAUGGUUCAACCUAACAAUGGACGACAUCCGUGAAUUGGAAAGACAAACGCAGGAGGCGUUGGCCAAGAAAAUGGCGUCAGCCACGACGACGACCAGUGAAGGCGGACUGGAACAACAGCAAUACGAGGAACAAAAGAAUAAUAGCGUCAUACCGUCAAGUAUGGUGCCAGCAUCGCCAAACAUCAGCGGGGAAGAAACUGUGGACAAGAGCGGCCAGCCGGCAGCUGCACCACAGGGAGUUGUUGCCACUACAUCAUGGCCCAUGUCUUGCAUUUCCGAGUCGAGCAGCGAUGACGACGAGUUCUUUGAUUGCCAAGACUGGCGUUCCGGUCAGUCAGGAGGAGCCCUGUCGCCUACCAUGGUUCGUUGGAGCUCGAUGGAAUUGGUUCCGCAAGGCGAAGAUGCUGACGAGUUGCUGGAUCCUGCCGACAGAAUUCAGGAUGAACGAAUCGAAGUGAGGAUGGAAAGGGACAGUAUCUUCUCGGCUGGUUACUUGCAACGACAUGCCAAUCAACGCCGUCCGUCUCGUAAGCUGGUCAACAAUUUUUUACGAGCCAGCGGAACUGGCCGUUCUCAAUCGCCCAGUAGCACCGUGGGUGGGACAUCGUCCCAACAAACUCACCCGGCCAGCGCCCUGAUUUUGGUGUUCCAUGGAGGCACGGUGCUGGACGUGUCUUCUGAGCUGUCGAACAAAGCGGCCGAUUUGGCCACAUUCCGCAGUAAUUUGGAGGCCGUCAGUCGCCAACAUUUCCCCGGCCUGUGCUCGGGCCGUCUGGCCGUCCGCCUCGUUUCGUGUCCCACUUUGUGCCCAGAUGCAAUAACCGUCCUCAACAGUUUAUCUUGCUCCUCUUCCUCCAUGUUAGAACAAGGUGGAUCGUCCGUUGCUCCACCCCCGCCAGACGCUUCUCAUCCGAUGACGGCCGCGUCGGAUUCAACAGCAGUCGACCCUUCUGUUCCAGUUAGUAGUGUCGCAGCAUCGGCCACUGCCUGCUGGCCACCUCUCGGGUGUUUGCCACUAUUCGCCGCCUCAUCUCCGGAAUACGCCGACACAGUGAACCGGACGAUCACGGCCGCCAAUCAAGCCUAUGCAGAGUUCCUAAAAUCGCCGGAAGGGUCCGGUUUCUCCGGGUCGGUGGCCGUGGUGGGCGACGCGGCCGGAUCCAUCCUCCUUUACGACGCCCUCUGCAAGUCCGCGUCGUCGGAUUGUCACGACGGCGGAGGUGGCGACAUUCACUCGCAUUUCGGCGGCAGCGACAACAGCAUAGCCGAAGAACCGGAUCAACACAGUCCAGCAGUGGUUUUCGAAGAAGAUAAGAAAACCGAUCACUUCACCCUCGGCAUAUCGGCCUCGUUUAAGAACACGAGAACUCAACAUCAUCAUCUGCAAGCGCCAACCAAUCGACGGGCGUCGUCGGCUUCUGCCGGUGAACAAGUUCCAGGACGUGGCCUUUCAACUAGUAGCAAACAUUACCUCGACUUUGAAGUGGGCGACUGUUUUUUGCUGGGCAGUCCACUCGCAUUGGUCUUGGCUUUCCGCAAGUGGAGUCACAGUCAUGGCCAACAGUGGCCUCGCCGUCCGCAUUGUCACGGCAUUUAUAAUUUAUUCCAUUCAAUGGAUCCUCUUUCGGCUCGUCUGGAGCCGCUCCUGUCGGCCCGUUUUGCAAAUACUCGUCCCGUCUCUGUGCCACGUUAUCAACGCUAUCCGCUAGGCGACGGCAAAUCGGCCAACCUGAUCGAUUUUGUUCAAAACAAUCCGCAAUUGUUUCAAGAAUCGACUGCGUCACCUCACCACCAACAUCAUCAGAUGGUCGAUAACAACGGAUUAAGCAAACGACGCCAAUCGGAUGGAUCCUUUGUUCACGGAAGUAACAACAGUCUUGGAUCAGAUUCGCUGGCAGCUCAAAUGUCGUCACUUUCGCAGCGCUGGUGGGGCAGUAAGCGAUUGGACUACGUUUUCUAUUGCCCGGAUGGUUUGACAUCUUUCCCGCCUUCCGCCCUGCCUCAUUUACUUCACGCGUCCUUCUGGGAGUCUGCCGAUGUGGCGGCUUUCAUCCUCCGCCAGUUGAUGAGACUGGACGGAAGCGUUGGAGGUGGAGGUUCGGCUGGACCUGACGAUUAUUACAGUGACAUUAGAGACGCCAAUGGUGGGACGUUGCCGUUCAGUCCGAGCACUCCCUGCGAGAAAUGGAUGCGCAAACGGACGUCGGUGAAAAUCAAGAACAUUGGAGCCAAUCACCGAGCCAACGACAUAAUCGUCAACGAAACGAUGCCUCAGGUUAUUGUAGCCAGGUUCAUGUACGGGCCGCUGGAUAUGGUGGCGCUGUCUGGCGAGAAAGUGGACAUCCAUUUUUUGCGGGAUGCAAAUAAUAGCGAGUGGGACCUUAUCGCUACGGAAGUGACGGACAAAACUGGACGGCUGGUCUGCACGUUGCCGUCGGACCGGACUCUUCCGCCGGGACUUCACCCGAUCAAAAUGGUCGUCAAGGGCGACCACACUUAUGCCGAUUUGUACGUGGCCGUUUUGCCGCCCAGGACGCAGGCCGUCGUUUUCAGCAUCGACGGAUCUUUCACGGCGUCGGUUUCGGUGACGGGUCGCGAUCCCAAAGUGCGGGCCGGCGCUGUCGACGUGGUCCGCCACUGGCAAGAGCUGGGCUAUUUGAUCAUUUACAUCACGGGACGGCCGGACAUGCAGCAGCGUCGGGUGGUUUCUUGGUUGGCCCAGCACAACUUCCCUCACGGUCUCCUCUCGUUCGCCGACGGGCUGAGCACCGAUCCGCUCCGGCACAAGGCCGAGUACCUCAAACUGUUGGUCAAUGACGUCGGACUGGAGAUCCGGGCCGCCUACGGGUCCAGCAAAGACAUUAGCGUCUACGCCAGCGUCGGCAUCAAGCCGGAGAACAUUUACAUCGUGGGCAAAAUCUCGCGAAAGCACCAAGGGCAAGCCCAGUCUCUCAUCGAAGGUUAUGCCAGCCAUUUGUCCAACUUGGCUGCAUAUCAAUGCCGGCCAGCUCAGAUCAAUCCUUAUCUGUUGCUACCUAGAGGUUGCCUGUCUCUACCAGGCCACGGAGCCCCCCUUUUACGUCGGAGAUCGGCUAAACGUGCAACAUCGUUUCCCAUCUCGACGGUCGUCACAGGAGUUGUUUACACAACGUCAUCGACAGCGACGAUGGUGGCGACAACAGCCGUCACCAAUGCUCCCACGCUGGCCAAAUCCAGCUGAAUGCAAACCCAGCAAUGGACGAGAAAAAAUGAGAAGAAAAAUUAUGCAGCCAAACAUGUUUGCCAACAUCAACUGAAACCCUUUUGUCCCUCUCUCUCUCUCGUGUUUAAUGAUGUAGUUUACUGUCGUCUUUUUUCUCGAAAUCUCAUUCCACCUAAUCUUCAAUAUCUUCGUGUUAGUCGGUCUUUGUGUUUGUGUCUGUCUAUCCGACUUCAAAUUUCAGGAAUUCUCUUUUUGUUUUUCCUUUAAUUGCUGUUCUUGUUCUCCUGUCCCCACUCUCCUCUCGUCGACGAUGGCUGGCUUUUAAGCUUUGGUUUAGGGUUCUUAAUUUAUUACAUCGGGUUAAUGGUGAGAUAAUGGAAAAGAUUUGCUCCAACUAUUCAAACAUUUAUUCAACGGCUGAAAUGCCUUUUCCUCGAUAAUGACUUUUCGCUUGUCUUGUCCUUGCCUUUUUUCUUGUGUAGAGAAAAGGCAGUGGUCUAGACGACGUUCUGCAGUAAUAAGUCAUUGGCGCUAUUCUUGAUCUUGAAAAAAUGAUUUACUCAUCCCUGUUCACCCCUCUAAUUCAUUUAGUAAAAAACAACAUUUGUUUCUUUUUGGCUUGGAAGGGUAAUUCUUUUUCGUUUGUUUGUGCAAAGAUAACUUGUCUGUGAGAGCUGUACGGUGAUUUUCGCAUCGUCUGUUUUUGUUGUGAUGCUUGUUCCCCCUGAGUGACGAAGCUGAUUUCAUUUCAAUAACAUACAACGUAUAUAUAUAUAUAUACAUAUAUAAAUAUUAUAUUAUUAUUAUAAACACUCAUUAAUAAUAAUAUUUGUAUUUACGUAACAAAGAAAAAUGUCAAAACCAAAAACAUAAUAUUUUGUUGUCU
Messenger RNA from Daphnia carinata, 5812 nucleotides. It is a transcript of the gene rdgB, whose product is annotated as protein retinal degeneration B-like. The coding region runs from base 874 to 4944 and encodes 1356 amino acids. The transcript has 11 exons. Gene Ontology annotation, biological process: phospholipid transport. The record is from RefSeq and is a predicted model, not a curated record. Lineage: Eukaryota; Metazoa; Arthropoda; Branchiopoda; Diplostraca; Daphniidae. Gene Ontology annotation, cellular component: cytoplasm. Gene Ontology annotation, molecular function: phosphatidylinositol transfer activity; metal ion binding; phosphatidylcholine binding.